AUGGUCGCCAACGGCUAUCGCCUUCCCUCAUACAUGGAGGCUUCUGACGACGUCUACGUCCCCGGAGAGCUCCCGGCUGAUGUGGAGGAGUCCCUUGCAUCUCGACCCCAGACGAUGGACGCGCGCGACUUCUCGACUGCGGGGGCGUCGCUUGGCGGCCCGCGACCCGUCAUCGUUGAUGAGCAGGGUCGCAGAAGAAGGGGCAAUGUUCGCGGGGAAGAAGGUUGGGUCGAGACCCCUCAGGCCAAGGGUCCACCUCCCGGAGGGAAGUACCCCGUUCUCGCUAUUGAUUGUGAAAUGUGCUUGAGUGAGGAUGGCCAGGAGCUUGCCCGUGUCUCAAUCGUGGAUCUGGAGGGGAAGGUUGUUUUCGACGAACUCGUCACCCCUCCUAAGCCUGUGACGGACCACCUGACUCAGUUCAGUGGUAUCACUCCCGAGCGUCUGGCUACCGCUACGCACACACUGGAGACUGUCCAGGAAGCUCUCAUCACUGGCGACGACCCCUUGAUAACUCCGCAUACCAUUCUUUUGGGUCACUCCCUGGACUGCGAUCUUGCUGCGCUCAAGAUCCGUCACCCUCUUGUCAUUGACACUACCGUCAUCUUCCGCCACGCCAGGGGACCACCAUACAAACCUGGUCUCAAGUGGCUUGCGCAACGUUGGUUGGGCAAGACUAUUCAGAAUGACUCUGGCGGCCACGAUUCUGAAGAAGAUGCUAGGACCUGCGUCGACCUCUUGAAGAUGAAGCUUGCUCAUGAGUCCAUCUUUGCCCGACUUAGCCGCUACUCGCCCAACCCAAAGGGACAUAAGCGGACUUCUCUGGUGGCAGACUACGGCAACCCCCGCUCUUGGUUUGGCGCGAGCGCGACUGAUGUCGUGGCGUGCAAGACCGACGAUGAAGUGACCGAUGCGGUUGUAUCGGGUGUCGCGAAGUACGACUACACGUUUGCUCGCCUCACGGAGCUCAGCCAGGUUCAAAAUUGGAACUCCCAGAACGGAGAGAAUGACGACAGCGAUGCCGCCGAGGAAGAUGUUGAAGCCGCUUUGAAGCGUUUCGAUGAGCGUCUCAAUCGCAUCCAUGCCGCUCUGCCUGACAACUCAGCCCUCAUCUUGCUUACAGGUCACAGUGACCCCCGCCCUAUGUUGCAGCUCGCCUCUCGUCGCCAGAAGUGGGAGAAAAGCUACCGUGAGAAGGGACCGGAGGGAGAGCACGACGUCCAGUGGACGACCGAGGACGACCGCGCGCUGGAGGUGGAGGUCGGCAAGACGAGGGAGGGGAUGGGAUUCUUUUGUGUUAAGAAGCUUUCAAGCUAG
This is a messenger RNA of Trichosporon asahii var. asahii CBS 2479, 1314 nucleotides long. RefSeq names its product ribonuclease H. NCBI's taxonomy places the organism in Eukaryota, Fungi, Basidiomycota, Tremellomycetes, Trichosporonales, Trichosporonaceae. Gene Ontology annotation, cellular component: nucleus. The transcript has 3 exons. The coding region runs from base 1 to 1314 and encodes 437 amino acids. Gene Ontology annotation, molecular function: nucleic acid binding; exonuclease activity. The record is from RefSeq and is a predicted model, not a curated record.